UCACGUUGCACAAAUGUGUCAAGCGCUCCAGAGUGGAUGACGAUUUGCCUCCGUGAGUUGGAGAUAAUCCCCCAAAAAUAUCCUCAAUAUAGUCCUACGAUCAAUUUGAUAGAAAUCCAGUGUGCGGAUAUUGAAGCGGAAACACACGAGAAGCUGGAAAGAGUUCAAGGCCAACAUUCAACACUGAUUGAAUGAACUCUUUGCUGUCGUCACCACAUGGAACCCAUUCCUGUUACUGAACAUAUGAAGACUUUCACCGACCACUGGGAUUGGGUAAAUUAUUACUGAUGUGUGACCAAAGUUCGGAGAUGCCUGGAGGUGACAGCGGUCCGGAUGGGGAGGAGCCUGCAGUACCAUCAACCACAGGAGAACAUGGGGGGGAGGCGAGGGGAGCUUCAGGAGGGGAAGCUGGGCAGGAAGAUGAGGAGAUGACUAGCGGCUCACACGACCUCUCUUCCUCAACCAAUCACAGCCCUGGUAGUGCCAUGGGAUCCACCUCAGCUUCAACUAAGAGCAGUGAGAACACAGAUGGCAGCAAAGGCCAGACCCACAGAGAACUGAUGAUCACAGUGGCUGAAAUGAAGAAGAGGCUUCCAUCUGACAAACGCAAUCGCAGCAAAGCCAGCACUGUGGAGGCCUUACACUACGCGCUCAACUGUGUCAAACAAGUGCAAGCUAAUAGCGAAUACUACAAACUGCUGAUGCGAAAUGGCCAGGAUGAGAGGAGAGAUGCCAGUGUUUGCACCCUGCAGGAGCUGGAGAGAGUUACCUCUGAACACACGCUUAAAAACACGGACUCCUUCGUUGUGGUUUUCUCGCUGUCGAGUGGCCGCGUGAUGUACGCGUCGGAGCAGGCUCCCAGCAUUCUGUGCUGCAAGAAGAAGUUCCUGGAGUCGGCCAAGUUUGUGGAGCUGCUCUUCCACCAAGAUGUUAAUGUCUUCUACUCGCACACGGCUCAGCUGCAUCUGCCACCCUGGAGCAACUCUAACACAGCAGGCAUUCUGUUCGACUCUGCCCAGGUCAAGUCUUUUUUCUGCAGAAUCAGGGGUGGGAAGGACCGUGAGGGUGAGAUGCGGUACAACCCAUUUCGGAUAACACCCUACCUGCUGAAGGUGCAGGGAAAAGAAGACAGUCAGGAGGAGGAGGAGUCGUGCUGCCUGGCGCUGGCUGAACGUAUCAUCUCUGGAUAUGAAGCGCCUCGGAUCCCCUUGGACAAGCGAAUCUUCACUACCACUCACUCCCCUGGCUGUGUGUUCCUGGAAGUGGAUGACAGGGCUGUGCCGUUGCUAGGAUACCUUCCUCAGGAUCUUAUUGGCUCCUCACUGCUGACUUGCAUCCACCCAGACGACCGCCCCCUCAUGCUGUCUAUGCACCGGAAAGUGUUGAAAUAUGCGGGCCAGUCUCCGUUUGAGCACUCUCCAGUGCGUCUACGGUGUCAAAACGGAGACCAUAUCACCUUGGACACCAGCUGGUCCAGCUUCAUCAACCCUUGGAGCCGCAAGGUGGCCUUCAUCAUCGGACGUCAUAAAGUCAGGACGAGUCCACUGAAUGAAGAUGUGUUUGCUGCACCGACUAAGGAUGAUAUCCUAGUCACUAAUGAGGAAAUAAAAGACCUGCAAGCAAAGAUCUACAAGCUUUUCCUGCAGCCGGUCCAUAAUAACGGUUCCAGUGGUUACGGCAGUUUGGGAAGUAACGGCUCUCAUGAGCACUACAUCAGCGUCGCCUCUUCAAGUGACAGUAAUGGUAACCUGUGGGAGGACGCGCAGCGGGAACCGAUGACUCUGCAGCAGAUCUGUGCUGAUGUGAAUAGAGUGAAGAGUUGGGGCCAGCAGGCUUAUCUGGGUAGCCACAAAAUUGCUCUCCUUGGCAAACCUGCUGCAGCACGUCUGCCCCCUGCAGUCUCCAACCCUGAGGUCAGAGAACCCGAGGAAAGUAGGAAGCAAACACACAUUCCCUCCUAUCAGCAGAUCAACUGUGUGGACAACAUCAUCAGAUAUUUGGAGAGCUGUACAGGUCCAGCCCUAAAGCGCAAGAGUGACUCCCAUUCCUUGGCCACCUCUUCUUCCUCAUCCUCUACCUCAGAAGACGACAAGCCUGCUGAAACCACUGAUACAGCUCAGGCCAGCUCAGAUGUGGUACUGGACAGUGGGGUGUCAGUGGCCCCGACGGCGGCAGCAGUUGUUGGAGCGCCUCUGACAGACAUCACGAUGUCCACCAAGGCUAUGAGCGUAGUCUCUGUCACCAGCCAGUGUUCAUACAGCAGCACCAUUGUCCAUGUGCCACAGCCUGAAUCAGAGGCCACGGCCCUGGAGGAUGCCCCGAUGGGCAGUGAGCCUGCUGAUGCUGCUCCGACCCCUGUCCGUCUGGCCCCCAGCCUCGCCACAGAGGAACGAAGGUUUAUCGGUCUCACCAAGGAGGUGCUGUCAGCUCACACCCAGAAGGAGGAGCAAGAGUAUGUGGAUCGAUUCCGCCAUCGCAUCCUCCAGAGCCCCUAUAGCUCCUAUCUGCAGCUGGACAACAGCUCUAUGGCUCACUCCCACCACCCAGGCGACUAUCUACGUCCAGUGAGUGGUGCUGGGUGGAACCGCACUCGCAGAGGAAAGCCCAGGCACAAGCGUGCCAAACCUCAGACUUCCUCAGACAGCUACACUUCUCCACCUGGUCCCAAAUCCUCCUGGCCAUCCUCAGAGUCCUCCCAGCCCCAGAUGGGGGCGCCCUACAGCCAAACAAACCCACUCCAGACACCAUUCUUCCCCAUGAUGGCGACCCAGCCUGUCCCAGAGCAACCCCCCAGACCACAACAGCUGCCUCUAUCGACCCCCAUGCUCCUGCAACCUCCUGACCAAACCCAACUGAACUACAACUUCAGCAUCAUGCAGCCUACUCAGAGCCUGCAAGGCAUGCAGCAAAUCCAGAUGGAGCCCAUUCAGAAUCUCCAGAAUAUACAGACCUUCCCCAACCUACAGCCCAUGGCUCCAGUCCAAAACAUUAACCCAUACAUGACUCCAGUCAUGGCUGUCAUCCUGCCCAGCUACCCAACUUUCACUCCAGGUUACCCAUCUAUUUACCCACCAUCUGAUCCUUCCAUGCUUCCCCAGGCACCCAUCACCAUAACAGGCUUUGCCCCUGGCAGUGUCCAAUUUCCUCAGCCCCUGUUCCAAACCCAGCAAGCACCUCAGACUCAGACCCCACUGGGCCCUCUGCUUUGCUCACCCCGACCCAGCUCCUCUGUCGGGGAAGAGGAGGAGGCUGCUGGUCCUCCAGCAUUAUUCUCCAGCUCUCGCUCCAGUUCUCCGCUACAGCUGAACUUGCUGCAGGAGGAGCUGCCAAAGCCAAAUGAAGGUCAGAGCAGCACCGGACACAACCACGCUGAGAGCCUCCAUGAACAACAUGCCAACGAGGGUGACAACCCCAGCGAUUCUGGGAACCAUGACGCCCAGUCUACAUCCAGUGAGCUGCUUGACAUGCUGCUGCAGGAGGAUGCCAGGUCAGGGACGGGCUCCAAUGCCUCUGGGUCUGGGUCAGGGGAGUCUGGCUCCCUCGGAUCAGGAUCAGGAUCUGGCUCCAAUGGAACCUCCACAUCACACACUGGCAGCAGCAACAGCAGCAAAUACUUUGCUAGCAAUGAUUCAUCUGACACAUCACGCAAAGCCCGUAAGAGCCAGGAGGCACCGGCGGAGCUCCAACACAGCUUCGACACUCAGGUGGAGAACUCACUGUGGAGCAUGAUCCAGCACACGCCUGAGCGUGUCAUGAUGACAUACCAGAUGCACACCAGGGACCAGAAUGAGGUGUUGUCAGAAGACAGGGAGAAGCUGCGGGUGCUUCAGCCCCUCCAGCCCUGGUUCACCCAGGAGCAGAGAGAGGAGCUGGCUGAGGUCCAUCCCUGGAUCUCACAGCACACUAUCCCACAGGAGAUCGACACACAGGGUUGUGCAAGCUGCAGCGCAGGUACAGGGGUCGCCCACUCCCCUCACCCGCCUGCCCCCGACAGCUCGUCCCCUCUGGAGAGUCCUCAGGAUGAAUCCAUCGGACCUGUGGUGGACACCUGAGAAACUCUGAAACCAAAAGAACCAACCACCCAGCUCACAGCAAACCAGCCCAGCCAGAAACCUCGUCAACUGGACCAGGCCCUGAGGAGCAGAGCAAGAGCGACGGGCGUUUUUACUGUCAUUAUCUCAGCCUCAUGUGACUGCCUUUAUUGGACCAUGAAUAUUAUACCUCUCUACUUUUUGUGCUUAGAGACCCCUGUAGGGGUUCAGUUUGUAUUUAAGACUGAUCAGAUCUUUGGCACCUGACGCUCGAUAUAGGAAGAGGGUCCCAUGGUUGCUGCCCCCAAACAUGAGCACUGUGUACACACACCCAGUCUGGAGGACGAGUGCAACUGGGUGACGUGACAAUGACGGUGCUGGCCCAGGUUGAACACCUGAACACACGCCAGACUGUUCCCAAGAGACGUGGAGUGUACAGUGUGUGUACCACCAGCUGCAUAGUGACAUACCAUGGUUGACACAUGGUUGAUUGUUUUGAUGGACACUGAGACAAAGACACAUUUGCUGCUCUGUGUUUAUAAUGUUCAGAUUCUGAUCUUGUGUUGGAGUGUAUUCUCGUAUUCCAGAGGUCGGUCUCCUCUUGACCAGAACAUCAUGUUGUAUGUUUUCUCUGGGCAACGGCAAACGUAUUGAGCAUUUCACAUUGACUUUAGUGCUACAAAACAAGUCCAUCUUGAUGUCCAAAAGGUCCUGUAGCGCCUCCCAGUAUAUCCUGCCUGAUCAUCACCCUACAGAACCUGUAGUUUACCUCUAAUUGUAAACCGACACAGCGUGGCCCAAAUUUGAUCUUGAUCCUGGGUUUACUUACAGAAUGAAUUUCCUCUUGAUGUCUGCGUAGCUUUGUGUGUGUGUUUUUGUGUGUGUGUGUGUGUGUGUGUGUGUGUGUGUGAGAGAGAGAGAGGGAGACAGAGAGAGAGAGAUAAGGCAGGGAUGAAUUAAUUAACCCAUUGUGAUUCUGUGAAUGUUAUCACACUUCUUGUACAGAAUUCAGAUCACAGGUGAGCAGGUGUGUGUGUUCGUGUGUGCUGACCGAUUGAGAGCUGCUUCCUUCGAUACAGUUGUCCAACGGUGCAAGACAGACCAGGGUUUUCUACCAUUUUUAGAUUCAAAGUAUAUUACAGUACCAUGUAUUUUAUAGAAAAAGUACACAAAACAAAUUUCACAAAGUGUAUAAAAGCCAUUUGUCUUGAAUUCAGGGACUGUUUGUUUGUGACACAAAGGAAUGAAUAAAUGAACUAUGACCUUACGUGUA
Molecule: messenger RNA, 5304 nt
Organism: Acanthopagrus latus (yellowfin seabream)
Lineage: Eukaryota; Metazoa; Chordata; Actinopteri; Spariformes; Sparidae
Gene: per3
Product: period circadian clock 3
Exons: 22
Coding region: 288-4052 (1254 amino acids)
Biological process (GO): negative regulation of transcription by RNA polymerase II; circadian regulation of gene expression; entrainment of circadian clock by photoperiod
Cellular component (GO): nucleus; cytoplasm
Molecular function (GO): transcription cis-regulatory region binding; transcription corepressor binding
Source: RefSeq, a predicted model, not a curated record